AUGGACCUUCAUUUGACUCUCGCUCUCUCCAAUUCUCUUGCUUACAAUGCUUCUGGCAAGAGCAAGACUCAUUUCCCUAAUAAGAAGCGCAGUUUUUCCCAACUCUUGGAACUUGUAGAAGAAACCUCUAGUAACACCAACGUAUCAGAUGUUAUGUUUCCCACUCUUUCUCUCCUCCCAUUAACUCCACAUCGACACUCAGAUCAUCAUGAUCAUCAACACUCCUGUCACAGUUCCUCUUCCACUAUCACAUUCCUUGAGAGAGGUGAAGAUGUUGAAGAAGCUCUCAUGGGUUGGCCUCCGGUUUAUUAUAGGAGUAAGAAGAAACUUCGCUAUAAUGAGGAUCACGUGGUGUCAAGAAAUUACGUGAAGGUGAAGAUGGAGGGUGUAGGAAUAGCUAGAAAAGUUAAUCUCAGCACAUAUCAUUCAUUUCAGACUCUCAACCAAAUUUUGAUGGACAUGUUUGGAAAAUGUGAUGAUGACCAAAAGUAUGAACUGGUUUAUCAAGACCAAGAAGGUGAUUGGCUUCUUGCUCAAGAUGUUUCAUGGAGAAGUUUCAUUGAUUGUGCUCAACGCCUCAAACUGCUCAAGAGCAGAGGAUAG
Molecule: messenger RNA, 603 nt
Organism: Vicia faba (fava bean)
Lineage: Eukaryota; Viridiplantae; Streptophyta; Magnoliopsida; Fabales; Fabaceae
Source: the annotation of a GenBank genome assembly